This is a messenger RNA of Sesamum indicum (sesame), 1978 nucleotides long. Its product is annotated as squalene monooxygenase SE1. The record is from RefSeq and is a predicted model, not a curated record. Gene Ontology annotation, biological process: sterol biosynthetic process. Gene Ontology annotation, molecular function: squalene monooxygenase activity; flavin adenine dinucleotide binding. NCBI's taxonomy places the organism in Eukaryota, Viridiplantae, Streptophyta, Magnoliopsida, Lamiales, Pedaliaceae. Gene Ontology annotation, cellular component: membrane; endoplasmic reticulum.
GCAUAACAACUCCAAAACCACACACAAAAAUCUCGUGAACGAAUAAAAAGGAGAGAGAAAGGAAUAGCAGAGAGAGAGCGCGCGCGAGAGGGAGAGAGAGGUCUCGACGAGAAGUUUUGAUUCAUCAUUCAUCAUUCAUCAUCCAUUAUCACGACCGUCCAGCGGAUUCGAAAAUGGUGAUGAUCGAUCAGUAUAUUCUCGGGGGAUUCGUUGCUUCUUUGGUUGCUUUCGUGUUGCUCUACAACUUGCCAAGGAAGACGAGGAAAACUAAUAAGGUUUCGAAGGUUGGACGUGGAGAUGAGUGCAUUAAGACCUCCGCCGUCGGCGGUGGUUCCGGAACGGAGGCCGGUGGAGAUGCUGACAUUAUUAUUGUUGGAGCCGGGGUUGCCGGGGCCGCUCUGGCUUAUACGCUUGGCAAGGAUGGGCGUCGAGUUCAUGUGAUUGAAAGAGACUUAACGGAGCCAGAUCGGAUAGUGGGCGAACUUCUACAGCCUGGAGGCUAUUUGAAAUUGAUGGAGUUAGGUCUUGAAGACUGUGUGGGUGAUAUUGAUGCUCAACGAGUUUUUGGCUAUGCCCUUUACAAGGAUGGUAAAGCCACGAAGUUAUCUUAUCCCUUGGAGAAAUUCGACGCGGAUGUAUCUGGAAGAAGCUUUCACAAUGGCCGAUUCAUACAGAGGAUGAGAGAAAAGGCAGCAACCCUUGCAAAUGUAAGGCUUGAACAAGGAACAGUGACAUCCUUGCUUGAAGAAAAGGGAACUGUUAAAGGAGUACAAUACAAGACCAAGAAUGGUGAAGAGAUAACUGCUUAUGCUCCUCUCACCAUUGUUUGUGAUGGAUGUUUUUCAAACUUGAGGCGCUCUCUCUGCACUCCCCAGGUGGAUAUCCCCUCUUGCUUCGUUGGUCUGAUCCUGGAAAAUUGUGAGCUCCCAUAUGUUAAUCACGGUCAUGUCGUGCUAGCGGAUCCUUCACCCAUCUUAUUCUACAAAAUCAGCAGCACAGAAAUACGCUGUCUGGUCGACGUUCCGGGCCAAAAGGUUCCUUCCGUUGCCAGUGGAGAAAUGGCUAAUUACUUGAAGACUGCGGUUGCUCCUCAGAUUCCUCCUCAGCUAUAUGAUGCAUUUAUAGCUGCAAUUGAGAAAGGAGCAAUAAGGAUGAUGCCCAACAGAAGCAUGCCAGCAAAUCCUCAUCCGACUCCGGGUGCACUUCUAAUGGGGGACGCAUUCAACAUGCGCCAUCCUUUAACAGGAGGAGGAAUGACGGUGGCCCUCUCGGAUAUUGUUGUCCUCCGUGAUCUUCUUAGACCUCUGCAUGACUUACACGAUGCACCUACUCUGUGCAAGUAUCUUGAGUCCUUCUACACCCUGAGAAAGCCUGUUGCGUCUACGAUUAAUACAUUGGCGGGAGCACUUUACAAAGUGUUCUGUGCAUCACCUGAUCCAGCAAGGAAGGAAAUGCGUGAAGCUUGUUUCGACUAUCUGAGCCUUGGAGGCAUUUUCUCUGAGGGCCCUGUCUCUUUACUUUCCGGUCUAAACCCGCGACCUUUAAGCCUCUUUCUCCAUUUUUUUGCCGUGGCCGUUUAUGGAGUUGGCCGAUUAUUAAUUCCAUUUCCCUCACCUCAAAGGGUUUGGCUAGGAGCCAGAUUGCUUUCGGGUGCAUCUGGAAUUAUCUUCCCGAUUAUAAAAGCAGAGGGAGUGAGACAAAUGUUCUUCCCUGCUACUGUUCCAGCCUACUACAGAGCUCCCCCUGCUGUUCAUUAGAUCAAAUCAUUCAAAACUCUCCUAUUCAUUAUUUUUUCCUUUAAAACAAAAAUAAAAAAGAAAAUAGUGUUGUAGUAUUAGUUUGACUUUUGUUGGUCUUCCCCCUAAAAAAAGCCAGGUUUGGACCAAGAUAAACAUGCCAGAGAACAUUGUAAACGCUGUACCAUACUACUACUACUAGUAAAAAAUAAAAUUUCUUUAUAUUACUCUUUCUCUUUGAA